Molecule: messenger RNA, 759 nt
Organism: Thlaspi arvense
Lineage: Eukaryota; Viridiplantae; Streptophyta; Magnoliopsida; Brassicales; Brassicaceae
Source: the annotation of a GenBank genome assembly
GAAACAAAGUAUUGGUUGAGUUGCUUGUGGAGGGAAUUAAGCGUGGAUGACGUGAUUCUUGUGUUAACCGUGGAAAAUAAAAUACUACCAGUCCUCAAUGAAAGAUUUGGAUGCCAAAAAACAUAUACACAAUAUCAAAGCAGAAUAAAGUACUUGAAAGCCCAAUACCAAAGUUAUUUGGAUCUUCAACAUAACAGCUCUGGGUUCGGAUGGGAUUUUGAGACAAAAAAGUUUACAGCUUCUGAAGAAGUGUGGAGUGGAUAUUUAAAGAUCUUCAAAUUGUAUUUGAUGGUGCAACCGCCAAUGGUAGUAACACCCACUUGCAGAGUUGGUGAUGACCAAGUGAAAGAAACCUUGAUUUUUUGCGAGAGUGCCGAUGAUGGUAAUGAUGCAUCACCUUUUUUAGACAAAAAUCUAAAAGGUCAUGUCGAGAAAUUUACUCCAAGAAAGAGAUCUAGAACUGAAGCAUGCAACAAUUUAAAGGAGCUGAAGAGUGAUAACAAUGAUUUUGUGGUCACAGUGAGCAAUAAGAUCCUUAGUAUCACACAACAAAGAGAAGAAAGACAACAAAAAGAAGUUGAGCAAAGAGAAGCUGAGAAAAAGAAAAAUGGUGUUUGGGAUGCUAUGAAAGAGAUCACUAAUUUGGAUGAACAUACCAAAUUUAAAGCUGUUACCCUUAUCUAUUCCUUAGGAAUGAAAGAUGUCUUUGCCGAUAUAUCUCCAGAAGAACGUUAUGUAGUUGUUUUAUGCUUUUAUGUA